This is a messenger RNA of Prorocentrum cordatum, 1914 nucleotides long. The record is from the annotation of a GenBank genome assembly. Lineage: Eukaryota; Dinophyceae; Prorocentrales; Prorocentraceae.
GUAUGAUUUGCCGUGUGGCUUUCCGUGUGCUCUCCCGCAUGGUCUCCCGUGGGUUCUGCCUCCCCCCAUAGCCGCUUUGGCUCAAGGUCUCAAGCCUGCGUAUUGGAUCCUCCUGCACGAGCUAUGGCUCCUGUCACACAGCCACUCCUUCAUGCCGUUGCGGCCCUCGGACUGCUGACGGCGUGGGCCCCGCUGGCCCACGGCAUCGCCUUCAAGUCGGAGGCAUCGCGGAAGGCCGACCGCAAGAUCACGAACGCCGAGGGCCGCGCCGCGGCCUUGGUGGCAAGGGUCGCGCAGUACGAGCGCGCCAUUGAGGCCCGCGCGAACGCGUCCAAGGGGCCCCUGCUUGUGCCACCGGAUUUCUCGAGGCCGAGGACUGGCCGCGCGAGCCUCCUGGGCGUCGACUCGAGCCAGGGCCUCGCGGGGGGCGGGGAGUUCCAGCCCUCGGAGGAGUUCCAGAGGGCCGGCCAGGAGAGCGGCGACGCCGCCGUGCUGCCGUGGGGCGUGGGGACACCCCGCGGGGGUGACAGCUGGGUGGAGCACCAGUACUCGGCCAUGCACAUGCUCGACGUCCCCCACUGGGUCGAGUACAGCCUGGAGAUUCACCGGGGACAACAUCCAGACCUUCUGCAACGCUUGGCAGGACGUCAAGCUCAUCACGCAGGUGCUCGAGAACGUCACCAACGGCUUUUACCUGGACACCCACGGCGGGGAUGGCGAGACGCACAGUUACACGCUCCUGCUCGAGCUCACUGGAUGGCGCGGCCUCAUCCUGGAGCCUCAGGUGUACGAGUUCGCGACGUUGUGGGGCAAGAUGCGGAAGGCGUGGAUAUUCCUCGGGUGCCUAUCUCCGACAGGGAACGCCACGAAGCUCGGCUUCGACACCCAAGGCGUACUCGACAUGUUGAGCGGUCACCAGAUCCACGCCUACAACUUGCCCACCUUCAUGGAAGAGCUGGGCGGUCGCAAGACUAUCGACUUUUGGGCCGUCCACAACGGUCAUUAUGAGGCAGAGGUCCUGAAUGAGACCUUCUUUUACUCUGGAAAGAACAUCGAGUUUGGGGUCGUCUUGGUCCGCUUCGAUGGUCGUCGGUCUGGUCGUGGUUACCAGUGGUUCGCUCAGCACAGGUCCAAGGACGAAACUGAAGAGCUCAUCUUUGAGAUCAUGCACAACGCCUCCUUUAACUACAUCGGUGGCCUGGACGCGUAUUGGAUCAACUACGUCGAGCCACGCUUCCAUUACAAUGACCACGUGUGGGUGAACCCCGCGUACUUCGAGAAGCGUGGCCUCCCGGUCCCCACGUGGUGCAAGUCGGCGCCCCCGCCCGCGCUGAGGUACCCCCGCCAAGGCCACCUCGACGUCCCUGGACUGGACAACCUUGAGAAGUGGACAGGCUCGGGAGGUUCCCCAGGGCCGCACGUGUAUGGACAUGCAACCGACAAGAAGGCGGACGCCAUCCCUUUUGGAUACGGAACCCCUGGAAUACCCUAUGGGCCGUCCUCGCGCAACCCCUGGGGCAUCGACCAUCAGGAGUACGACAACCCCGCGUACAUGUCCCUGGGGGGGAGCAACCCGACGAUCCCGGGGCCAGAGGGAGGAGGGGGGACCUGGGACCCCCGCUGGAAUUGGGACGCGGGCUACACCUACGAGGAGGAGACCAGCAAGGUGAUCGCCUACAUAGCGAAGGCGAAGGAGGACGCCGCGGCCACGGAGCCGGUGGCCAAGGCCCACCGCGUGGCGUACAACCGUCUGAUGUCGGUGGAGGGCCGCUGAAAGCGCCCGCCCGCCUGUGCCGCUGGCCACCCCAGCGGCGUGCUGGCCUGACUAUGCCUGCGGGGCUCGCCUCGUCUCGGGGUGGCGUAGUCUCCUGGGUGUCUGCUUACCUUUUAUGAUUUAUCCAAGAGCUCCAAGCG